AUGGUCCUCGGUCUUCGUCCUCCUUCAGAUCCCGAAAGAGCCCAGGCAUGGUGGACGGAAGUUUUCCUGUCCCAUCCGCCUCGCGAGGUGGUUGACGCACCGGAGUUCCCUCCCAGGCCGGACGAGUUUCAAGAGAUCGACUGGGCCCCAUAUGUGGAAUCGAAAGAUGCAAAACUAGCACGCAUCUUGUGGGAUCGUCCCACUCAAAAGUUCCGACAAUACUUGGACAGCCUAGGCCAGCACCCUUUUCCUCGGCCGGAUGAUGACGACGAUACAAGGGCAAUGAGGCACACGGAAGGACUCGCCUUCGAGGUGUACGAGCUUCUCCUGCGGGAGCACAUGUACCCCAUUGCAGAGUCCGAAUGGCAAGAUAAAUGGACGCAGAUGGGGAUGGACCAGGCGAAGUGGCGUCUCGAUGAUAUCUUGGAAGACUGGGGGCAUGUGCCGAAUACGGGUCCCGUCCUUAUUCGAGGCAAAGAUGUAAUGACUUCCCGCCAAUUGACGGUUGCAACAUUGAAGCAGGAGCUUAGGGCCCGAGGCCAAGUCCAGACUGGGACUUCGCAAGUCUUGCGUAAGCGUCUUUAUGACUAUGAGCGCAAGUCUCUCACCUUCUUUUCCAGAAGCGACCUUGGACAUUGGAACAUAUCCACAGGGAAGCCGCGGGGACGAAGAUUCCACCCGGGCGAUGAGUUGAACCCUCUGGACAUGUACACCUGGGCUAUUAAACUCAGCCCAUACAACCCUACAUACUGGGUCAGCCGUUCCUAUUACCACUACCAACAGGCCUUCUUUGACCUUGCGAUCGGAGAUGCCUACCGAGCCCAGCUUCUCUGCGAGGUCCUUGUCGAUGCUCGGUGCAGAAAUCGUCAACCCGGGCUCUACCCCCGAAUCUGGCACGCGAUCUCUCAGCAUAUCCUGGCAGGCAUGAACAGUGAUACAGGAGGCGUGCCGCCAGAAGUGGAAAAAAUGCGUCAACCUAACGGGAUUAACUACUUCAUCCCAACCCUUCGAAAGGCACUUCAUAAUAUCAUCAGCCUCAGUCUCGCUGCUCUUCAAGCCCGAGAGGAUUGCAAGGCAAUGGAGAAAUACCUCCCUCAGAGGGUCAUCAUGCCGGACCGCGAUAGACGACCUUUCGAACGACGUCACGAGGUAAUGGAGGCUUAUUUCGAGCAGGCUCACGAUGAAAAGGAGGAGAAACAGCUUUGGUUUCACGAGUCCCGGGCAGGAAAGGUUUCGACAGGAAGGCUAUAUCCGUAUGAAUCGGGUGACAAACAUCGCACUGAUCAAGAUUUCCUCGAUGAAUUGAACCAAAGGCUCUUCGGAAACAAUCAAGCCCUCCCCUGGAGAAGAUGCAAGGUCAAAUCGGUGGAGCGCCUCAAGCCAGCAAAGGAUUCCGCCACGGCACUAGGUGUGUUUGCAACCGAAAACAUCAAGAAAGGACAGAUGAUUUUCGUCGAGGAGCCAGCAAUGCGGGGACAUCUGGGGGUGAGCAGGCUGCCAUCGGACCGGUGUGAAUACAGCGCAAGCACGGCACGAUGCGCCAACUGUUACAAAGAGCUUGGUGCUGUGUGGCCGGGAGAGGACCAAGAACAGAUCAGAAAGAUCAAAGCCGGACAGGACAAGGCCGCAUGCAAAUGCGUUCUCCUCGAUGAGAAAGAAGCUAUACCACUCAACUACUGUCCCCCAGGUCCUGGGCCCAAGACAUGCUCCGAGAUUGCACGGAAGCUUUAUCACUUUCGGGCCUGUGGGAGGAAUUGGAAAUGGCUGCAUGAUGCUAUGCGCCCAUACAUGAUGAAAUGGGCCAAUCAUAAAGAUUAUUCUUACUUUAGCCACACAAACGAGGCCCAUGGAACGUUGCUGAGCCUUCUCCUCAGGGAAGUUUUUGACAUCACACUCGAGAGGCGUGAUAGGUUUCGCGACCCAAAUCUCAUGGCGCACGAGAUUGACGAACUCUUGAUCCUUGAGGAUAACUUGGACCAAGCUGAUGAAAAAGUAGCUUUUCCGUUCACAUUGGCUGCCAAUAUCCAGGUCCCCUUUGACAUUCUCAUGCAGCUGGGCGUGGACAUAUUCGCAGACCUGUCGUUCGACACCUGGGUCAUUCAAAUCGUGUUAAGGAAAUUGCUAAUCAACGCGGUUCCCUGGGCUGAUGUACCGGCCCUGAAGAUGAGUAAAGAGCCACGCAAGAAGAUCGUUAGGCGGAAGGAGAUUGACGACCCAGAAAAGCAACGAGAAAUGACUAAAAAGAGGGAAAGCUUUGAAAGCUAUGACCCAUCUUUUCGAGCAUUGUAUCUCUAUCCGGGUUUCAGCCUCUUCAAUCAUGCCUGCCCAGAAAAGCACAACGCACAGUGGGGAUUCGACUUCGGCGGGGUCCCAAAUCGUGUAUUUGUAUGGGCAAAAGAAGAUAUUCCCAAGGGAAAGGAAAUUCUCAUUUCCUACACUGAGUCGCCCAUGACAGAAAAGGGUAUGCUCAGGCAGCUUGGCCGACCAUGUGCCUGUGACGGCGAACACGCCGACGAGUCAAGCGAUGAGGACGAUACUCAGCAGCAGUCUCCAGAGUACCCGCCACUGAGCGCCGCACCUCGUGACCCGACUCCAGAUAACAGUUCCGUUCCGAGUCAGGGUUCUUCUACGAGGGCACUCGGGACCCAGACGAAACUUGGCCGGGCGCAGAUGGACGGAGCAAAUGACGACAGAGAGGAGUCUGCAGCCAGAGAGCAAACUUUACUUCCCGAAGCAACUGAGGCCGAAGAGCAGUUUGACUCGGAGUUGGAGCGUUAUAUGGCAACAAGGAAGCGCCCAUACCGCGGGGAAUGGGCAGAAAAUGGACAUUACAAGCGUCGGCACUUCGAUUCCUAG
Aspergillus lentulus is the source of this 2856-nucleotide messenger RNA. RefSeq lists its product as uncharacterized. The record is from RefSeq and is a predicted model, not a curated record. Lineage: Eukaryota; Fungi; Ascomycota; Eurotiomycetes; Eurotiales; Aspergillaceae. Gene Ontology annotation, molecular function: protein binding; histone H4K20 methyltransferase activity. Gene Ontology annotation, biological process: negative regulation of gene expression, epigenetic.